Molecule: messenger RNA, 321 nt
Organism: Podarcis lilfordi (Lilford's wall lizard)
Lineage: Eukaryota; Metazoa; Chordata; Lepidosauria; Squamata; Lacertidae
Source: the annotation of a GenBank genome assembly
AUGAAGUAUAAUCAAAACAACCCUUUAAAAACAGUAAAAGGCAUGUCUCAGCACUCUCCAACCACCUCUACAUUCUAUCUGAAGGCUGCACACUCUCUCCCAAGGUUGCUACAGACUCCCCGCACCUCCAAACAAUCUCCCAGGGUGGGUGCAAUGGUUGGUGGGAUUGCCAAUGUUUCCUCUCCACCACCUUCUGACAUUUAUCCCUGCUGCCCCCUUUUCUUUGGCCAAGCACAUAAAGCUGUGAUCACACAAGUUAAAUGGAAGCUGGUGGCAGCAUACUGGUUUCUAGCUUUAAUUUCUUUCUUGAAACUCCAAUAA